Arabidopsis thaliana (thale cress) is the source of this 859-nucleotide messenger RNA. Its product is annotated as Zim17-type zinc finger protein. The record is from RefSeq and is marked reviewed. Gene Ontology annotation, molecular function: zinc ion binding. Bases 109 to 747 code for a protein of 212 amino acids. NCBI's taxonomy places the organism in Eukaryota, Viridiplantae, Streptophyta, Magnoliopsida, Brassicales, Brassicaceae. The transcript has 3 exons.
UUUAAAGGUUAUAUAUGCAAAUUUCUCAUAGAUAGAAACAAAUAUCUCUCUCAGAGAAGUAAAAACAAAAUUUCGUUCUGUGUGAAGCCUCUUCUUCUUCGAUCAACCAUGGAAGCUACCUCUCUAAGCUCUGCAGCAACAAUCAUCUCCUCCUCAUCUUCCCCACUCUCCAUAUUCUCUCCAAAGAAGCGAACAGACUCAUCACCUCCCCCGAGAAUCGUCCGUCUCUCGAACAAGAAGGAAGACAAAGAUUACGAUCCGCAACAUUCCGAAUCGAACUCAUCAAGCCUCUUCCGGAAUCGAACUCUCUCCAAUGAUGAAGCAAUGGGACUGGUGUUGAGUGCAGCUUCGGUUAAAGGAUGGACAACCGGUUCCGGUAUGGAAGGACCGUCUCUACCGGCUAAAACCGAUACAGACACGGUUUCCACAUUUCCAUGGUCAUUAUUCACUAAAUCGCCUCGUAGGCGAAUGCGUGUUGCUUUCACUUGUAACGUAUGUGGGCAAAGAACUACAAGAGCUAUUAAUCCUCAUGCUUACACUGAUGGCACUGUCUUCGUGCAGUGUUGUGGAUGUAAUGUGUUUCAUAAGCUGGUCGAUAAUCUCAACUUGUUUCAUGAGGUUAAGUAUUAUGUGAGCAGCUCGAGCUUCGAUUACACCGAUGCUAAGUGGGAUGUUAGCGGCUUGAAUCUUUUCGAUGAUGAGGAUGAUGAUAAUGCUGGUGAUAGCAAUGAUGUCUUUCCUUUGUAAAGAACCUUUCUACAAUAUCUUUGUUAUAUAUCUGUAUAUAGCUACCUUGUCAUAUCAUCUUGGUGUGAAUAACAUUUGGAAGUAAUAAAUUGGUCAUAUAGCUCAUGUUCUG